Messenger RNA from Cucurbita moschata (crookneck pumpkin), 985 nucleotides. RefSeq lists its product as uncharacterized. NCBI's taxonomy places the organism in Eukaryota, Viridiplantae, Streptophyta, Magnoliopsida, Cucurbitales, Cucurbitaceae. The coding region runs from base 254 to 859 and encodes 201 amino acids. The record is from RefSeq and is a predicted model, not a curated record. The transcript has a single exon.
UUUUCAUGGAUAAUCGAGGUAUGGUGAAGGAUCAAAAGGGCUUAUUAUAAUCAAAGAAAUCUUCACUGCUAUCUCUCUUGUAGAUUACAAGUGAUUUAGUGGAAAUUUUUUAGGCAUAUAAUGGACAUGGAAGUAGCUUCCUUCAAAACAAGCACUAACUUCCCUCUAUAAGUAUUUUUAGGAGUCCAUAAUCCUUCUUCACCACACACACAAAAAAAACCCCUUUGAUCCUAACUUGCUCUCUCUCUCAAUAAUGGGUGCCGCUCAAAAACUCUGUUCCUUCAGCUGCGAAAUCAGAAUCCUACAAGCCAAAAACAUAGAGUUCAUAUCUCCAAAGAAUCUCUUCGUUAGAUAUUAUCUUUCUGCAGGCAACAACAAGAGGAUUCGUCUGAACACGAAGCAAACCUCUUCCAAUUCCGAGUUCAUAUGGAACGAGUCUUUCUGUUUGGAGUGUUUGGGUUCAGAAGACUCCAUCCAGAGCCUCAAACAAGCAACCGUCGUCUUCGAGCUCCGGCGGGCUAAAACCCAACAUGUUUUUGGCAGACUUUUCGGGUCGUCGUCGUCGUCUCAACUUCUGGGUAGGGCUGAGAUCCCUUGGAAUCAGGUUUUUGAAUCGCCAAACAUGGACAUUGACAGAUGGGUGUCGUUGGUUUCUGCUAAUAAUGGGUCUGUUCGUGAAGGCUUUAAGCAACCGAAAUUGAAAGUGGGGAUGAGAGUGAGAGUUGCAGCAGAAAUGGAGAUGGAGAAAAAGAGGAGAUUGAGGAAGUGGAGCGAUGAGUGUGGAUGUGAAUCCAAAGUGGGGCAUUUCUGUGGGGAUCAUGAGUUCUUCGCCCUUGCUGCUGCCAUGGAAUUCUUGUAGCCAUAAAACCGUCGUUGCUUGUAAAUUUUGAAGAGAUACCAUAUUCUUGAAUCUUUCUAACAGUACAAUACUUGGCAUUUUCCAACCAUCUUGUAUCUCAAUUUAUUACCACUAUAUUUGAGACCC